Molecule: messenger RNA, 2099 nt
Organism: Monopterus albus (swamp eel)
Lineage: Eukaryota; Metazoa; Chordata; Actinopteri; Synbranchiformes; Synbranchidae
Gene: meis3
Product: myeloid ecotropic viral integration site 3
Exons: 13
Coding region: 514-1758 (414 amino acids)
Biological process (GO): regulation of DNA-templated transcription
Molecular function (GO): DNA binding
Source: RefSeq, a predicted model, not a curated record
UAAGGAGGAGGAGGAGUAAAAGGGGGAAGAAAAUGAGGAAGGAGGGGGACCAAGAGACCCCGUUGCGUUCUGACCCUUCGAAACCUUCCCGCACACGGCCACCACCAUCACGAUUCCCCCUCUCUUCCUCCUCCUCCUCCUUCCUCACUCCUCCUGAGACUGAAAACACCAUCGCUCACUCCCAGCCGUGACAUUUUCCAGCCUGCCGCCGUAUGCUGCGCGGACAGCGAGCAGAAGCAGCCAAAAAGGAAGGGACGCUUUCUCUGUCUUCCACGGCACCGAGCAACCCGAGCCGGAGCGAGAGGCGCACCAGGCGGAGGCGAGGCGCUGCAGGAAACCGCUGCUCCUUUCUCCAGGGUUUCUGGACUACACCGGACACGGCCCAAACGGGACUGGAUACGGCGAAUAUUUAGGCUACGUCUCGGACUCCAGGGAGAGACGAAGGGAGCAAAGCUCGUGGAACUAGCCGAGCAGCGCAUCAUCAUCUCGGUGUGGGUCUGGCUGUCGAGUCGCAUGGAGAAGCGGUAUGAAGAGCUGGUGCACUACUCAGGGUCGGAGGGCAUGUCGGUGGGGGGCUAUGGGGAUGAUGUCAGGCCGCUUCCUCCCCCACAGUAUGGACCCACCAUCCCUGACUCCCUCAAACACCACAAAGACCAGAUCUAUGGUCACCCACUGUUUCCACUGCUGGCCUUAGUGUUUGAGAAGUGCGAGCUUGCCACCUGCUCCCCUCGAGACUCCACCUCCCUCUCAGCCACUUCCCACCUCCCCGGCAUGACCAAUCACAGUGACGUCUGCUCCUCCGAGUCCUUCAACGAUGACAUUGCCGCUUUCGCGAAGCAGAUUCGUUCAGAGAAGCCUAUAUUUUCUUCCAAUCCUGAGCUGGACAACUUGAUGAUCCAGGCCAUACAGGUUCUUCGCUUUCAUUUACUGGAGUUAGAGAAGGUGCAUGACCUGUGUGACAACUUCUGCCAUCGCUACAUCACCUGUCUGAAGGGCAAAAUGCCCACAGACCUUGUCCUGGAUGAACGGGAGGGUGGCUCCAAGUCUGACAUGGAGGACUUCACUGGAUCCUGCACCAGUCUGUCAGAGCAGAAUGCCUCAUGGUUACGGGAGCCAGAUGAAUGCACCACUACUCCUCUGGGAACACCGGGCAUCUGUAGCCUCCCUUCGCACAGCACAGCUGACAACUGUAGUGACACAGGCGAUGGUCUGGAUGGAGGAGUGGCCUCCCCCAGUACCGGAGAGGAGGAUGAGUCCGACAGAGACAGGAGGAACAACAAGAAGAGAGGGAUCUUCCCCAAAGUGGCCACGAACAUCAUGAGAGCAUGGCUCUUCCAGCACCUGUCGCACCCAUACCCAUCUGAGGAGCAGAAGAAGCAGCUGUCACAGGACACAGGACUGACCAUUUUACAGGUCAACAACUGGUUCAUCAACGCCAGGAGGAGAAUAGUUCAGCCAAUGAUUGACCAGUCAAAUCGCUCAGGUCAGGGCGGUCCCUACAGCCCAGAGGGAGCAGCUCUUGGCGGCUACGGGCUUGACGGACAAGCCCACCUCGGGCUUCGAACAGCAGGUCUCCAGGGGAUGUCUUCUCUGCAGGGUGACUACCUGUCCCAAGCAAGCUACCCUCCACACCCAGGACCUUCCCUCCACCCGUACCCAGGCCCACACCCCCACACUGCCAUGCUGCUCCACCCGCCGCCGCACGCGCACCCCGCAGAGCCGCUCCUCGCACAGGGACUGGACAUACACGCCCACUAGCUGUGGGAGGAAACAUGGUGUGUGUGUGAGGGAGACUUACUGUAUGAAUGUGAGUGUGCACAGUGAGCUACUCUAUGUGUGUGUGUGUGUGUGGCUGUGUAUGUUUAAUGUACACAUACAGUAAACUAUUUAAAGAAAAAAAGACACAUUGUUCCAAAAGUUUACAUUCCCCACCGAAACACACCGACCUUAAUGUAGCUAUUUCACUCACUAACACACACACACACGCAUGAGUAGACAUCAACAUGACAUUUACACACACCCAGUCUGGACCCACAGGUUUAAGCCAUACCUCUUUCAGAGUAGAAGUGCUUCCUCCUCUCUAAAUGUCUCCACUGUGU